GGACUGUUUUUUCAUCAGGAUGCACCUUUUGCAGUUUCUCAAGCGUUUUCUAAAGGUUUCACCCUGUCUUCCUGCCCCUGGUGCGGCAGCUGAUCUGGGUGGUCUCAGAGACCCCAGGGUCCUCAGCACACCCAGGAAGCCCACAGCUGCUCCCCCGCCUGACACAGCCCCCACCUGGGGGAGGUGGUCUACACCUAGGACCCACUGAGGGCAGUCCAGCCGCCAGGGCAGAGCACAGGAAAGUGGGUGCUGUUCGCACCUGGACGCCCCAAGCCUCACACCCAGGUGACACUAAGCAGGUGCCGGAGCUCACCAGGGGUACGCAGGGCAAAGCUCACACUUGGGACAAGCAGUUCAGGCCUGAGUCACACACGGCUCACACUCGGGACAUGCAUAAAUCACACGCAGCCCACACUCAGCUCACGUCUGGAGCACUGAGCUCACACGCAGCUCCUGCUCAAUGGCCAUUUCUGGGGGGGGACCUCAGGGGCUGGGCUACCGUCUUUAUCAGAGGAUCAGGUUCACCCUGAGGGGGCCCAGCAUGUGGUGAGGUUCCCCACAUGCUAGCCCACACCCUUGCCCCCAGACUGCAUCCCACCAGGACCCGCUGGCCCUCAGGACAGGCUGCCCGCGAGGAGAAGCCAUUUCCCCAGCUUCUUCUACCCCCGUCAGAGCAGCCGCUUUGCUUACUGGCUCCAAGAUCACGGCUUUUGGGGUGUCUUCCUGUAGCCAGCCAGCUGGAGUGACCUUUGAUCCUGAGUCAACCCCAUUCCUGAGCCAGCGUCCCACACGUUCCUAGUGCAGGCCCCACAUGCCCAGCCCCGUGACCCGUUGUGCACAUGGAGAACUAGAUCCAGUUUGUGGGAGGUUGUCGGGGUCUCUGUUAUUUGCACUGAAGAGGCAGCAGUGGGGAGCAAGUUCAGGACAGGGGUUCAGGCUAUAAGGAGGCCUGGGUCUGGGUCUUUGGGAGGUGACAGGGCACCUUGGCCUCUGCAUCUUUGGGGCAGAUCUAGGGCCAAAGAGCCGGGGGUCACAGGCAGACUGCAGCUCAGGAUAAGGAAGUUUCCCCAAGGUCACUGUGCCAUGCCCUACGGGUAGUGAGUUUUCUGUCACCGGAGGUGACCAAGCAGGAGCUGUUGCAGAAAUACGCAGACACCAGAGAGGAACUGGCCCUGACUCUGCCUUCCCCAGCCUGAUUAUUGCCCUACCCUCCACCUCGGCCGGAUGACAGGGCACCACUGGGAGGAAGGGGCGCAGGAAACAUGGGGCUGGGCCUAGGCCAUAAGGAACUUGGCCACCAAUGAGGAGGUCAGGACAGUAUUCUCAAGGACCUUGUAAGAAGGCUCAAAACUAGCUCUGUUCCUGCCCAGCUGUGUAAUUCCUGGUGACUGAGGACCAUUAGGACCUUUGGUAUCUUCAUCUGUAAAAUGGGUCUGAGGGUCAAGUAGGUUGCUGCCUAUAUAGAAGACAGGCCCACGGAUGGGCUUGAUGGUCGGUCCAGAGCCUGGAUCCCUCAAGGCCUUUCUGAGCUGAGCAGGAGAGAAAGCCGGGUUAACCUUACAGGUUUUGAGCAAAGGAUUCAGAACUCUGGAGGGAAUGUGGCCAUUCUCCCUGGAAGGUCCUGGUCCUGCCCCAGUGGUGCGCAGAUGGGCCAGCAGGGCCACACGGCAGGUUGUGACCAAGGCCAGCAGGGUGGAGACCACACCCAAGCCCCACUCGUCAUGGGUCAUGAGGGCAGAAAAGGGUGUCCUGCAACCUCAAACUCCACCCAGGUCAGGCAGAACCCACUAGCUUUGCCUCUUAGCAUCCUCCUGGCCUUGGUUGUCCGUGGCAACCCUGAGGGCCCCUCAAAAUGACAUCCAAGUGCCUUUAGCGUCAUCGAAGACCGGAGAGGGUGCGUACCAGCAGCAUCAGGUCUCACAGAACGUCGGCAUAUUGGGAUCCCCAGGCCCUCUGCCCAAUCCCAGUCCCAAAUGAACCAAGACCCCCCAAGCUCCAGCCUGCUGUAUUUGGUUGGAACCCAAUAAAAAUGAAGCCAAUUUAAUAACAAACUUUAGGGUUUUUAAAAAGCUUCAUGGGAGGAGUGGGGGCAGAAAGUAAAGGCUGCAGGGUGCUUAGGGGGUGCUGCCCGGCUCUGGCCCCUAAGCUGACCCAGAGUCACAAAGCCUUUGCCGGGCCAAGACAGCCAUGGUGACGGUGUCAGAGGCGGGGCUUCAGGAGCGUCCACACUCUUCCCUCACUGCCUGCGUCAACCACCUUCACGCUGAUGGCAGCCGGCAGCCUCCCAUUGUACAGACGGACAAACGGAGGUGGGAUGGAGGCCGUCUGCCCAGAGGCCCCAGCUAGGGAGGGGUGCGGUCUGAGGGGCACCUGCAAGAGCUGGGCUGUCAGAGAAACUCCUGCCCCAAGUCAGACGGUGGGCAGAGCUGACGGCAGGGAGAAAGGCAGACGAGGCGCAGGCCCCAUGCCCCCUGCGAUGUCUCCUGGCAGCUUUUUCCUUUGGGCAGGGGGAGCUGUCCUCUUCUGCGGGGGUCCCAUCAGCCUCCCUGUCUCCGGAGAAGCAGGCAGCUUUUAAUAAAGGGCUUUAUCCUCAUGCCAACCCCCACCGAGGGGCAGGGAAACUGAGUCAUGGAGCCUGACGUCAGAGCUUAAACCCCGCUGGCCCCUGAAGGCCUGUGCUUUUUCCAGAAGAGGGUGGACCAGGUCAGAGUGGUCAGAGGCCGCCAUGGCCAAGGGCAGCCUCGCACCAACCACCCGGGUCCCUUGGGGUUUAUGCCCCUCUUCUUCCUGGCUGCCGAACCCCUGGUUCACACCAGGUAUAAGAUCAGAAUUCCUGAUUCCUGUCUUAUUUUGGGUACAGCUGAGGGGUCCUGCCUUGGGUGGCUGAGGCCCAGCUGAUGAGGGACCCAGAAACCCAAAGAGGGGCCCCUAAGAGGGGUGCGGGGGUUCCCCCAAAACACAGCACGAGGGGCCUGCCAUCCGCACAUUCUGGGCCCACAGGCACCGUGAACAUACCUGCCCUGAUCCCCCACCAGGUGGGGCUAGGAGGGUGCGUGGGGUCCCUGCCGCAUGGACCUCCGCGUACUCGCCUCAGGCCCUGGUGCAGACACACUUCCUGCGGAUCUCCUGUCCUCUCCCAGGUCCGUCCAGCCAGGGCCCUCUCCUGGUGACUGACCCCCAAGGUGUGCAAAUUCUCUCCCCCUCCCCAUUCCUACCUGCCAGUUACUGCUCAGGGGCUGUGACUGCCUACCACAAACACCAAGGGUGCUUGGCAGGUGUCAGCUGGUCCCUCUUCUCUCCUUUUCCGUGUGCCAGCUGCCCACCACCCUGUCCGGUCCUGCAUGGAAAAGUCCCCAGAGGUGCCACCCCGUGUCCAGUGUGGCCCCUCUGCCUGCCUCCCCACCCCACAGUCUUAGCCAAAUCUCUGCCUCUGCAGGGCUGGGACCAAGACGGGGUGAGAGAGGCACUCAAAUUGGGUACAAAACGUAAGAAAGUGCCCAGAACUUAGUCAUAGAGAUCAACAUUCCAUAAACGCAAUUAAUUUGUGCCUCAAAUCCAUGAGGAACAAAAUGCCAACCUUUUAAAUAAAGACAGGAUCUGAUCUGCCCUGGCAUGACCCUGCCUCACUCUCCAUACCCGAAUCCUAGCCCUGAUUCCAAUAAAACUUUAUUUACAAAAACGGCCGGCCAGCCAUGGCCAGAAUACGCCAUUAGAUAUUUUUGUUUUAAAUAUUGCUUGGGCAGGUGAGGGCCAGUGAGGACUGUCACUGGCACUGGAGCACCCAGUAAUGACACCAUAGAACUUUCACCCCAGCCUGGACCUGCUGUGUGACCCUGCAGGGACCCCCUACCUUCUCUGGGCUCAUGGUCUCAAAGGGAAACAAUAGGGUGGUGGGGAGAGAUACAGCACAAAAUCAGGUCCGACAUGUAGGGGUUUCUCAGCUCUUUUGUUACAUGCGGGCAGGGACUGGGUUUGGGGCCAGGAUGCCCUUCAUGCCUCCCGCACAGGCAGGGCAAGCCUCAAAUCUCAAAACACCCUCCCAGGCGCGUGCUUAAGCUAGAAUCUCACAUUGUCUUCCCUGGAUUUGCCAUCACUCUAGAUAAUUUUCCAUCCAUGGUAAUUAUGUAGCAACCGUUUUUUCUAAAUAAAUGCAUUCAGGAGGUGAGCGUUGGCAAGGGAGAUGAUUCAAUUUUUUUUCAAGAAAAAUCCAGCUGGCAUGGCUCUUCUGAGGCAGCAAGCAGGAGCCACUUUUUUUAUUUGCUGGAACGCAGAGAAGGAUGGUGAUUUACCCAAUGUCACACAGCAGGUCAGAACAGAGGUGCUCAAAGGAGCAGUGCCUGCCCAGAGCAGAGGGUGCUGGGCUGGGCAGGCGGCAGGGGCCGUGCCCUGGGGGCGCCUCGGAGGGUCCUGAAGAAAGGGAAGUGGUUCUCCGGGAAGUGAAAGCCACAGAGGAAACAGUGCCUUCUCUGUGUUCCUGUCUAAGCAGUUGUUUGGGGCUCCCUGCCCUCGCCAAACGUGGGGAGCCCAAAAUGCCCGGCCCCCCAGUGUAGCAGAGGCCACCACGGCCACCUGCCCUGAGCGCCCUCUGGGGCCUCAGCCCGUCCUCUGUUGCCCACCCUGUGCUCAGCCUCUUGGAGCCCACCCCCCACCUUGGCCCCUGCGUGCCUCCUGCCUGGAAUGCCGGCCCACCUUUGAGGGCAGGAGGGGAAGUGAUGCAGGCGGCGGCCUGAGGUCUGACAGUUGGGCGGCAUUUCCGGCUGGCUGCCGGCGACAGGUCAGUGUUGGGAGGCAGGGGCUGCAGCUAGUGGGGGUCUGUCCCCGAUGCCCUCCUGGCCCCCAGUCACCACUCCUGAAGGCCGCUGUGCACCCUCCCAUUGCCAUCGAGGACUCCUGGACACCCCGCAUGUGCCCAGCCAUGCAUGCCCCUGGCUCUGAUCUCCCCCAGGCAGCAUGAGCAGCCCCACGCCAGCCCCAGAGGCCCCGGGGCCCGUAACGCCCACCUGGCGGACUCAGCCCACGUACAGCAACCUUGGUGAGGUCCGGGCCCACCUGCUACCCUGCAAGGCCCGCCGCCCCCGGACUUCUGGGUCCCUCUCGACUGAUCCGCAGCCCUUACCCCCACCCCUGCCCAAGAAGACCCUGGCUAGGACCCGGUCCCUGCCCACCCACAGGGCCCCCGGCCCCAGCCCCGCUCAAGCAGGCCAGCUCCGGAGGCCCCUUCUGGAGUCCUGCAGUGUGGACGAGACACAGGCCAGCGACAAGGCCCGGCCAGCCUGCCCCCCUGCAGAGCGGCCUGUCACUUCACUAGACACCACCGAGACAGGCCUCUCCUGGCGUGACCUGCAGUCUCCAGGGGCCAUGCAUGCCGCGCUGGAGGCCCGGCAGCUGGAGGGGCUCUGUGCCAUGCGUGCCCGGCUCCAGGCCCGGCUCCUGGGGGGCCACCCGGGCCCCUGCCGCCCUGGCCACAGCUUCCGCCUCCUGGACAGCCAGCCCUGCGUGGAGAGUGGGGACGCCCUCUACUACCGCGUGGUGCGUGUGGACGGGGAGGCAUGGCACAUCUUGGCUGCCAAGGUGCCCAAGCCAGGAGCUGCGGAGCCCCACCCGUGGGGCCUGGAGCUGCAGGCCUUGCUGCCCCCACACUUCAACGUCCAGGGGCUGUGUGGCCUGGUGCCCGAGUGUGGACUGCCUGAGGCACCCUGGAGAGGCCCCACGGUGCUUGCAGCCGAGGUACCCGAGCGCACUGUGACCCAAUGGCUGGCAGAAGAGGGCGCAAAGCAGCAGCCGGCGGCGUUCCCCUGGGCCGUGGCCCUGCUGGCGCUGCAGCUGAGCACCGCCCUGGAGCGCCUGGAGGCGCGGGGCGCCGCCCUGGCCGAGCUGCGGCCCGAGAACCUGCUGCUGGCGGCGCCGCGGGGAUGCGCAGCCAACGGGCCCCAGCGCCUGCUGCUGGCCGACUUCGGCCGCGUCCGCCCGCGCUCCCCGGGCCCCCCAGGCGACCACGCGCAGCAGAUGGGCCGCCUGCUCCGGGUGCUGCUCGGCCCCGCCUUGCCCUUGGCCACGCCCUUGGCCGCGGGCCUGGGGCGCCUGGCGGCCCGGCUGGCCCAGGCCAGGCCCUCAGCGGCCGGGGUGCGCGGCGCUCUACAGGCUCUGCUCUGGGGGCCUGGGCGGGAGCUGCGCGGCCGGGGAGCACCGCUGGGGCCCUGGCUGCGGGCACGCCGCUCACUGCUGGUCCUGCACCUGGCCGAGCGGGCCGCGGGUGGGGAGGUGCCCGGCCUCGAGGACUGGCUGUGCUGCGAAUACCUGGCCCAGGCCACCGAGGCCUCGCUGGGCCAUGCCCUGGCGCUGCUGUGGGACUGACACUCGCGAAGCCGCUGUUCUGGCCUCACCAAGGUGCAGCACCUCUUCCCAGGCCUGUACCGGUCGGUGGUCCUAACGUCCUGGGUGGAGUGUCCCCCCCUUGGAGAGGCCAGACCGAUGGGGAGUGCAGGGGGGUGGACACGCUCCUCCACAGCUGCCACGCUUCUCUGGUAGUUACAAAGGCCAAAGGUCUGUACAGGAGGGCAAGUGCCUCCCCCCUUCCAGGGCUGGGAACUAAGGCCUGUGUCUCCUGAGGCUUUCUGAUCCCAGGCCGGCCACCCCCCUCCCAGGUGUGGAGCCCCCCAUCUUCCAGCAGAGGCCAGGGUGCCCUUCCAGCGCUGGGGUCUGAUGGGCACUGUCUCCUGCCAAUGCCAGCUUCGGAGCACUCCCGGCCCUGCAGCAUGACCUUGUGCUGAGGACGGCCAGUGGCUCGCAGUGGGAACGCCCUUCCCAAAACCUGCUCAGAGUGUCCCGGGGGGAGGGCAGGCUCACUGGACCCCCAGACACUCAGCCCGCCCAGCACAGCCCCUCCCAGAGGAGUCUGAACUCACCUGCCCAGAUGUGGCCCUGCCACCUCGCUGACUUGCCACCAUGACCUUCCUGCUGUUCCCAAGUCACUGAAUCCUGUCGCUGCCAAGCGCUCACCUGAGCAGGCGGCAGCUCCCCCGUCCUGGGCUGGUUCUUGCUCCCCCCUGGGCUUCCCCUCCUCUUCCCCCAGAGCAAGUAUCAUCCCCCGGAGCUUUUCACUCAUCUGCACCUGUCACCUGGCCCCCUCGCCCACAGGGCUUAAUUCCCCUGUGGGCGGGAGCCAGGCUGAACACAGUAGGUACUCAGUUUAGCAUAGGACGAUGGAAUAAAUGGGGAGACAAGGCUGAUCAGGGUGCCUGACAGAGAGGCAUCUGUUUAUGCCUCUGGAAUAUGGACAUAGGAGCCAAAGGGUCUCACUGCCCUUGCUGGGGGCCGCUAGCCGUGCCCACUCACCUCCUCACCGACCACACAGUCCUGGGGUUAUCUUCCCAGUCCCCAUGUUUGCCAAGGUCCCUCUCUAGUGCUAAUGGCUCCCAGGGCUUCCCAAAAGGCUGUGCACAUUCCCUGGACACCCCAGUCUCCCACUUCCUUGGAGACUCGUUCUAGUAGCCCCCAGACCUCACCCAACUUGUUCUUCCACUGGAAUCACGCCUCUGCUUCAGGCUCCUGCUCAUCCUUCAAUGCCUCGACUCCAAGGCCCCUUCUCUGCCUCUGCCUAGCCCGCAUGGACUGGGAGUGUCCUGGCUCUGUCCCCCAGAGCCUUGUGAGGCCAGCUGCAUCACCACUCUGGCAUCUGAAUGUUCACCCACCCCACACCCAAACACGCAAACCUCUGGGGGAACUUUCCUUCCCUUUCAUCUGCUUCCCAGCCUUCUAGGCCUAGAUGUGACCCUGAGCCAUGCUCCCAAGAGACUAGUGGGUGGCCCUAGUUCUGACCUACCUUCAGCCCUUCCAACCACCACCUCGUGCCCAGACAGACCCCAGUGAACUUGCCUCCGGCCCCAGCUGGGCACCACAAGGCCGUCCCCAGGGGCCACUUUGGUGCACAGGGUCCAUAGCGAGGCUGCAGACUUUGCUUGGACGUACCCCACACUCCGGCCAGGUCGAGUCCCAGCAGACCCUGGCCAUGCCACGGCACCUCCUUGGGCCUCACGCAAAGGACAGACACUGAGUGGACAGGGGGGCCACUAGCCUCCAGCCCCCCCAAGGAAGGGCACUGGGGACGCAGGCCUAGGUGCAGGCCGCCCACUUGGGGAACUGGCUGCAGGGCACCCUGCAGGCUAGAAAGUGAAGUGCUAGGAAGGGGGGGCUGAGCUGCCCACCAGAUCCCAGACACUUGGCCUCUGCCUGGCUCUGCAGCCCCAAGGUCAGGACACCACACACAGGGACACACCCCUGCCCUACAGUCCCUGGGACAGGGAGCUGUGGCCGCUGAACACCACCAAGCCAACACAGGUCUGGGAGGCGUAAUCGCUUUUAUUCAGAUUUUUGAGCAAUAGGAGGGUCGAUUAAUGCCUAUCUUUAUCCUAGAGACAGACCUAAGACGUUCAGAUGAAAAAGUCCUCAAAGCACAAGGUGAUCUGAAUCAUCUUAAACCAACAAGAAAGUAAAAUAUAAAUUUUUAUUUGGAAUUAAAGCAAAUACUUCAGUAUCACAAACACAAUAUUAAACUUCAAUAUGCCGCUAAUUUGGAGUGAGCGUUUAUUUG
Molecule: messenger RNA, 8590 nt
Organism: Manis javanica (Malayan pangolin)
Lineage: Eukaryota; Metazoa; Chordata; Mammalia; Pholidota; Manidae
Gene: PEAK3
Product: PEAK family member 3
Biological process (GO): protein phosphorylation
Cellular component (GO): actin cytoskeleton; focal adhesion
Molecular function (GO): protein kinase activity
Source: RefSeq, a predicted model, not a curated record